This is a messenger RNA of Culex pipiens pallens (northern house mosquito), 1465 nucleotides long. RefSeq lists its product as uncharacterized. The transcript is spliced from 4 exons. Bases 5 to 859 code for a protein of 284 amino acids. The record is from RefSeq and is a predicted model, not a curated record. NCBI's taxonomy places the organism in Eukaryota, Metazoa, Arthropoda, Insecta, Diptera, Culicidae.
AGUGAUGACGUCCAUAAUGUCGAGCAGCUCGGUCGAAGAUCUGGAGGCUGAGCUGAGCGAGAUGGGCUUCUCAAUGUCCUUGUCGGACUUUGAGAAGAGUCUGCAGUCGGAGGAGUCGGCGCAGCAGUUGGAAGCGAUUCGCGGUGAAGGCAUCACGGCUAAAAAUUACAUGUCCAACAUUCGGCUGGCGAGCGAGUUGAAUGAACUGAAGGUUCAUAACGCUCCCAUGGGUCAUCUGCCUACGUCUACGGAACUGCUGGGAACGACCCACGAGAACGAGAUCACGCCACUGCUCCGAAAACUCGGCAUCUGUGGACAGGACGGCGAACUGAGCAGCCGCAAAACAAGAAUGGUACCACAAUACAAGGACGAAAUCAAACUCGACAGAAACAUGCCUCUGAUUUUAAACGGAGACCUAUUCGACAUGUCCACGUAUUACGACUCGGAUUGCUCGGAGGAGGAGGAUGAAAUGGAAGAAGACACCGAUGAUCCGAGCCUCCCGUUAGAGCAACGCUUUUCCACCAUCAAGGAGUUCCAGGAAGUUUCCGCUCAAACUCAACGCAAACAGCAAAACAAUACUGCCGAAGAGAGCUUAUCCUCCUAUCCGGAAUCGUCGGAAGCAUGCACGUCGUCUUCCAACCCGGACAUGUCGUCGCACUCCACCACGGCGGACGAUGCGAGCAGCUCGACGGGAUCUUCGUCCAGUGGCACCACGUACAGUGCCGAGAACCAGUGCUCGAGCGAGUGGCACGCGGAACCUCCGCUGCUGAAGAAGAGCAAGCUGUACACGCCACGCGAGCUGUACGACAUCAAGAAUGGGAAGCAUUUGCGGGGUUACGUAGAAGUUUCUAGGCAAUAGGUGCAUCAAUGAGUAGAAACAACAAAUUACUACUGUUUUUGGAAUUCAACAUCACUCUUGAAGCUUGUGAUAUGUCAGUGUUCAAGAUUUUAGCGGUCUAUGCAGAUCAACAGGAAGGGGUCAAGCGGUGGUCGUUUCUUUGCGCGCUGCAUCUGCUGAGAUGCGUAGACGGAUUUAUAGAUAAACCAUGUUAAUAUAUUGAAGAAAUGCAAAUACAUGGAAGAGAUGUUUUUGCUCCUUCAUUUUUAGAAUAAUUGCACAAAAAUGCAGCAUCCUGUCAUGUUCUCAUCCUUUCAUUUGUCUCGUCAUACGUCACACUCUGGAUUCAGCGGUAUACGCACUUCGGAAGGAACCGGUCAAGAAUAAAUCAAAUGAUCAGCAGUGGCAAGCCAGAGAUGGUGAAGAAAAGCCCCAAGAAAUCGUUCCCUCUCCUUUGUUCUGCUGUUCGUAAAGCCAUUUCUUGACCCCUUUUCUUGGGAGGUGCGUAAUGGCCCUUCACGGAAAAGACGUCCAGUGCGCUCUCACUGUUUUGUUAAAUUUUGUUGUUCUCUAAUGUGAUACUUAUGUAGUUGUCGGCACGCAACACACAGUGUCCUGAUGCCAACA